AUGUCUGGGGAUCGAGCGACAGAGACGAAGCCGACGACGACGUCGGCCCUGUACUCUCCGACAACCAUGGCAGAGGUGGGUGCGUUACACACGGUCAACACCUACCUUGGUACAGGUCUCAGUAAUUCUCCGGAGUUUCUGAAGGAACUGCCAGAGGCGUGCAAUCGGCAUGUAACCGAAUUUGACCUUGCUGCCUACGGCAAGGACGAGUUCACUUUGUCAAUGGAAAAGAAGGUCAUGGCUCGCAUGUUUUCUGCCUUUGAUGUGACGCAGUUGGGGUACCUGGAGGAAAACAAAAUUGAACACAUGUGCCGCUACCUGGGCCGUGACAUGAGCGAGAGCGACAUGAAACAGAUGAAGAGUGAGAUCAACGCCAUCGAUGGCCACAUCACGUUUGAAAAGUUCUGGAAUUGGUGGUGCUUACAUCCCGAGGUCUCCGCAAAAAAGGACUGCUUUUCGAUGGUGUCGCUUGAUUUUGCCGUGCCGUAUCACCAGCAGCAGCUCUUGACGAAGGAGGAGGGCGAGAUGUAUACGCCGAGUUACCGGGUCUUGUACUACUUCAGAGACGUGGAGACGGGGAAGGAGCGGCAGGUGUCGCCUUGGCACGACAUUCCACUCUAUGUGCGCGACCUGGUGCGCACAAAGCCUGCGUCGCUGCCGAUGAACCGCUACAAUUUUGUCUGUGAAAUCCCCAAGUGGACGCGUGCGAAGUUUGAAAUUGCCACAGGGGAGCCGUUUAACCCCAUCAAGCAGGACAUCAAGAACGGUGUUCCGCGGUUCUACAAGCAUGGUGAUAUGAUGUGGAACUACGGAGCGCUGCCGCAGACGUGGGAGAGUACCGAGGUCGUCUUUGAGGGGGGCUACAAAGGCGACAACGACCCGAUCGAUGCCAUUGAGAUCGGCAUGACGCAGUUCAAGGCGGGGCAGGUGGGGGCCGUGAAGGUGCUUGGGAUCCUCGGCAUGAUUGAUGACGAGCAGAUGGACUGGAAGGUCAUCUGCAUCUCGCACAACGACCCCAUCUGCCGCUUUUUGAAGGACAUCCACGACGUGCCAAAGUUCCUCCCAGGGUGCCUGGACGCCAUCCACGAGUGGUUUCGCGUCUACAAAAUUUGUCAGGGAGGCGUUGAGAACAAGUUUGUCUUCAACGGGGAGUUCAAGGACAAGACGUUUGCGAUGAAGGUAAUUGACGAGUCGCAUUACAUGUGGGGCAACCUUCGCAAGAUCAACAAAAAGGAAGAAGUCUGA
This is a messenger RNA of Trypanosoma conorhini, 1245 nucleotides long. Its product is annotated as putative acidocalcisomal pyrophosphatase. Gene Ontology annotation, cellular component: cytoplasm. Gene Ontology annotation, molecular function: magnesium ion binding; calcium ion binding; inorganic diphosphate phosphatase activity. The transcript has a single exon. The record is from RefSeq and is a predicted model, not a curated record. Lineage: Eukaryota; Euglenozoa; Kinetoplastea; Trypanosomatida; Trypanosomatidae. Gene Ontology annotation, biological process: phosphate-containing compound metabolic process. The coding region runs from base 1 to 1245 and encodes 414 amino acids.